AUGUCGCCAGCACUCUUUCUUUGGGUCCGGAUGCCUAUGCUGCAUAAGCCGAGUGUGCGCUAUCGAGCGAAAUUGGCCAGUAACAACCCUGUCGGGUCUACCCGCAUGGAUCUCCCUGGUUGGGCUGCAUGGGUCAUGUGUGGUGCUGGAUUUACAGAAGAUCGGGCACAUAUUGGACCAGGUCCUUGUUGUGGUUAUCACAUUGGUGACGGUUACUUCUAUCUUUGGGGAUAUCAUCACCAGAUGGAUUUACAGACAAGUACUUUGCGAGCCCCGACGCUAAGCCUGCUUGGGGGGAAACGGGGCGGCGAUGUGGCAAUGCCACCUCACCACACCAUCCCCAUUAUUGCGUUCGACCCUCAAAAUCUCUCCUAUCGACACUCUUCUGGUGGCAUUAUCUUCGUCCCUCCCCGAGUAUCUCGGACGGCGACAUUCGGUCCUAAGAGACUCAUCCCUGCUCUUGAACCGCAUCGAUCGUGGGAGACUACGGAUUACUUUACGAAUGGUCCCCGACAGCCUCCUCCUCCUCCACCCCCCUCCCCUCCCCUCCCCAGUAUGCCGAUUAUGCUACUACCAACGAGUAGACUGUGCUUCGUUACUCUACUUACUCCUCUCACUCCUAUUGCUGCUGCUGGUACGGGGUGGGCACUUUGUCGGGACUUGACUGUGCCUCUGGUGAUUAGGUUAGAGGCCUUGCCCUUGUGUCUCUGGGUCGCCGUUGAGCUUGGACGCGGUCGCGGAGUGGAUGGUGUCUCCUUUGCACUCGCAGGGUAUGUACCAUGCAGCUGGUAUAGGGGAUCAACCGGCUUCGCCCUCAAAAUCGAGGAGCUACCGCCAGACUUGAUGUCCAAGAAUUGGACGCCAUUGCACUGGUCUACUGGAAGAGCAGCUGUGCUGGAAACCUCUUCCACCAAUGAUAUGGCCUCGCUGGCUCUGUAUAAAGGUACCGAAUCCGGACCUCUUUUGGGUCUCUUCUGCCAAGGCAAUCAUGAUCUGCUCGAGAAAUAUGAUGUCUCUUCUCUUCGUCAGCAGUACAGGCGUAGUUGCCUUGCUCUCGAUAGGGGUGCUUUGAUAGCCCAGUCGUGGGGCAAGUAUACUAUCAGCUCGGCUUUUCGUGCCGGAUGUCUCCUACCCUCGAUAGUACUCUCUGGAGCACAGUAUAGGGGUCAGCAGUGCAGAGACAUCCCUAUGAUCAGGAUCAUCGGCGCAGUAGGUCAUGCGUCCGGGUCAAGACAGCUCCUGAUCAAUGAUCACUUUGGACAUUCUCAGCAAUAUUCGUGGAAUAAGCAAAAUGAUGAGCCAGUAUGGGGCGUGGCAUGUUUCAUGCUACAGUAUAUCACUAAAGAUGGUUUAGCAGCCCUCCAAUAUCCAAGCAGGGCCGUCAUUGCUAUAUGCUGUCCUUACCCACCCCAGAAUCGUGCUAGAGAAUGUUUUAGGUGUGCAGCUGAUGUGUCGCAAGGGUCUGAGAAGGAAGGCACUGUUGACACAACACAUCGUUAUCAUGCAGAGAGGCUAGGUAGGUUCGCCAGUGGACCCCGUAGUUUGGAAGACUGCGAGCCCUUCAAAACGAUCCAGAAUGUACUCCCUACUCGGGCGCUGCUGCUGAAGAAGAGCACAACGUACGCGGGCCAGAACAUUCACUUGACCAAAGACGAGCAGUGCUGGAAGACAGGCAGCGGAUGUCUUGAUGAGAGAAGACCCAUCUGGAGUCGCUCUAAGCCAGUGAUAGAGACUGGUACAGCCUUGUUUCACCGAAUAGUCCAGCUGCUGCACCGUUCACGAAAUAGAUUAUCAAAUCAAUUGAUGAAGCCAGUCACGACAGCUAAGUCGGAAGGAUGUUCUGCAUGUUUCUAG
This is a messenger RNA of Aspergillus niger, 1854 nucleotides long. RefSeq lists its product as uncharacterized. The transcript has 15 exons. The coding region runs from base 1 to 1854 and encodes 617 amino acids. Lineage: Eukaryota; Fungi; Ascomycota; Eurotiomycetes; Eurotiales; Aspergillaceae. The record is from RefSeq and is a predicted model, not a curated record.